AUGUACUCUGUUUCCUUUGUGGAACUCGCGCUCAGCUUUUGUACAGCCAUCUCCCGGAACAACGACUCAGAUUCUGACUCGGAAUAUGGGUCUAGAUCGAAGAAGAAGAAACGGCCUCGUGUUUCUGGAGACGAAAUCCGUGUCUCCAGCCGAGGCGGCAAGAUUCCCAAUUAUACCGAUGAUGUUCAAGCUCUUGCUGAGCUAUCAGAAGAGGAUGUCGAUCAAGGGUACUACGUCGAUCCUACAGCGCAGUUCAAGGAGGAAGAUGAGAUCGAGUCUGUUUUGAGUCAUUGUAGAGAUGAGGGUCGUGAAGACGAUCCUGACGAUAUCUGGUUUGAUAAUGUUCGUUUCCACAUUAAGUGGAAAAAUUUCUCGCAUUUGCAUAAUACCGAUGAGACCUACGAAUUCCUCAAACGCUUCAAGGGCCUCAAGCGUGUCGACAACUAUAUCAAAGCUUACAAGAUGUAUCAGUCUCGCCUCAGUGCGCCAGGCAUCUCCCAGGAAGAUGCUGAGGCGUUGCUUCUUGACAAGGAGCGCGAGAAGGAGGAGCUCGAGACCUAUAAGGUUGUUGAACGCAUUGUCUCGCAUCGCGAUGGUGCAGAGGGCAUGACAGAGUACUUCUGCAAAUGGACUGGGCUCAAUUACGAGCACUGCACAUGGGAAUCGCAGGAGGAAGUGCGUCCUAUCGCCAAAGCCCAAAUUGAGGCGUAUCGUCAACGAGAGGUCGAGGCAAAGUUCCCUUACAAGAGCAUGAAUUAUGCGCGUAACCAGCGGCCAUCGUUUUCGAAGAUUGAGAAGGAUCCUGAUUACAUCACCUCGACGGGUGGUGAGUUGAAGGACUUCCAGGUUACCGGACUGAACUGGUUGGCAUAUUUGUGGAGUAAAGGCGAGAAUGGCAUUCUUGCUGAUGAAAUGGGUCUCGGAAAGACCGUACAGACAGUUUCUUUUCUGUCCUACCUUUUCCAUGAAAAGCACCAAUAUGGUCCAUUCCUUGUCAUCGUUCCGCUUUCCACCAUCACCGCCUGGCAAUCGCAGUUUGCGGCGUGGGCACCUGAUCUGAACGUCAUCACCUACAUAGGAACCGCUCCUGCACGUGAGGUCAUUCGGACGUAUGAAUUUGGCCCCUCCAACAAACGACUGAAGAUGAAUGUCCUGCUGACCACGUACGAGCUCACUCUCAGGGACGCAAAGGAGCUUGCGGAUAUCAAGUGGCAGGCGCUUGCCGUUGACGAGGCUCAUCGACUCAAGAACUCGGAAAGCCAGCUGUACGAGGCUCUGAGGUCUUUCCCUGCUGCGUCGAAGCUAUUGAUCACCGGUACGCCACUGCAAAACAAUGUCAGGGAGUUGCUUUCAUUGAUGCACUUCCUGAUGCCUGAGAAGUUUGCCUUAACAAACGAAUUUGACCUUAACGACGCGGACCACGAAGCCAAGAUCAAGGAGCUGCAUGAACAACUUGAGUCGCUCAUGCUCCGCCGGCUGAAGCGCGAUGUCCUUACCUCCUUGCCUACGAAGAGUGAGCGCAUCCUUCGAGUAGAAAUGUCUGCCAUGCAGACGCAUUUCUACAAGAACAUCUUGACAAAGAACUUCCAAGGUUUGGUGAAGAGCGCAAAUGGGAACAACAACAUCAGUCUCCUGAACAUUGCGAUGGAGCUGAAGAAAGCUGCGAACCACCCUUAUCUCUUCGACGGUGCUGAAGUGCGCACUGAUAUCAACGACGACACUCUCAAGGGCCUUGUCAUGAACAGCGGAAAGAUGGUUCUCCUCGACAAGCUCCUCGUACGCCUUCGGCAAGAUGGUCAUCGCGUGCUCAUCUUCAGUCAAAUGGUCCGGAUGUUAGACAUCUUGAGUGAUUACAUGAGUCUUCGUGGAUACCAACAUCAACGCCUGGAUGGCAUGGUCGCGUCAGAUGCGAGGAAGAGAUCGAUUGCACAUUUCAACUCACCUGGAUCGCCUGACUUCGCCUUUCUGUUGUCGACCCGUGCAGGUGGUCUUGGCAUCAAUCUGGAGACUGCCGAUACUGUCAUUAUUUUUGACAGCGACUGGAAUCCUCAAAACGACUUGCAAGCCAUGGCACGUGCACAUCGCAUAGGGCAGAAGUCUCAUGUCAGCGUCUACCGUUUCGUCAGUAAAGAUACGAUGGAGGAGGAUGUUCUCGAGAGGGCCAAGAAAAAGAUGGUGUUGGAGUAUGCCAUCAUCAAUCAAAUGGAUACUUCACAGGCGCAUCUGAGCUCCAACCCCAAAGGAGAAAAGGUCAAGGAUUCCACGAAACCUGACAAUCUCAGCAAAGAUGAGCUCACUGCAGUCUUGAAAUACGGGGCUCAGAAGAUGCAAGUAACGAUGUUUCCUGAUCAGACACUCUCCGCUCACCUUAUUUCCAGGUUCGACAAGGAUGACUCGCAACAGAACCAGAAGCUUGACGAGAUGGACUUGGACGACAUUCUAAACCGCGCCGAGGACCAUGAGACAAUGGCCGCUGGCGGCGAUGGUGGUGCCUCGCUUGGUGGUGAAGGCUUCCUCGCUCAAUUCGCUGCCGUGAGCGACGUGAAGAAUGACAUGAAUUGGGAAGACAUUAUUCCUGCAGAGGAGCGGCACAAGUUCGAGAAAGAGGAGGAUGAGCGGAAGGCUGAGGAGACGGUUGCGGCAGAACUUAGAGAUCGCAAGCGCACCCAUGCACCUGUGUCCUAUGAGGGCAUGGAUGUCGAUCAUCCGGCACCGGCACCUGCUCCAAAGAAACCCAAAAUUCCAGGACCCCAGAGAAAGACUGCUAGUCAAAAGGCCAUGGAGCUCAAAGAACGAGACGUACGUGUUCUUAUUCGGAGUUUGCAGCGUUGGGGCGACAUCCGUCAGCGUUACGAUGUCAUUGUCAACGAAUCUAAACUUGGCGACAAGCACAAGGGCAUGAUCAUGGACGUCUCCGACGAGAUCAUCGAGGUUUGCACGCAAGCUGUUGAGCAGAACAACCAGGAAAAGCGGGAACGUAUGGCGGCAGGGGAGACUUUGACUAAUGCCCAGAAGAGCAAGGCUGUCCUUGUGACUUUCCGCAAUGUCGGUAACAUCAACGCGGAGACCGUGUUAUCGCGGUAUCGCGACCUUCGCAUCCUGAACAACAUCUUGGGCGACUUUACUACGGAAGAGCUCUACAAUUGGACCAUUCCGAUCGAAAACAUCAGACCGACUCUCAAUUGGUCUGGGCGGUGGGGACCGCAAGAGGAUGCGAUGCUCCUUGUUGGCGCCUUCAUAUAUGGGUUUGGCAACUGGGAGGCUAUGGCGAAGGAUGCGCGGCUAGGCCUUCAAGGCAAAUUCUUCUUGGAGGAAGGCAAGAAGGGGGAAGAUGCAACUACUCGGCCGAUUCCCAAUGCCAUUCACCUCGUCCGGCGUGGUGACUUCCUCCUUGGCCUACUUCGUGAGCAUGACGAGAAGCUACGUUCGUACGAGAGCUCUUUGCGGAAUAAGGGUCAAUUGAAGGGUUCUGCCACUCCUCCCCCAACAGCUGUGGCGUCGUCGUCGUCGUCGCCUCCGAUCGGCCGGAAACGCCGCGCGGAGAGCGAGGCCGUUGCAUCCAUCGAUGAUGGUGGGGCGAAACGACGCAAGAGACGGCCUACUCCUACAUUUACGGACUCUGAAUCGUCGGACGAAUGUCCAUCCAUGGAUGAAGCUGCGACGAAGGAAGAGUUGAGACCAGUCAAGAAGCAGCUAAAACAAUUGAAGUUGUCUGGCGAGGACAUGCCUCGCGAUGACAAGGUUGCGAUUCUGAAGGACUCGCUAGCUGCCAUUGGGCGACGCAUUGAAAUUGUUCUUCAAAAUAAACAAGCCGCUGGAGAGGAUCGAGAACGAUGGCGUCGACAUCUAUGGGCCUUCGUGACGCUUUUUUGGCCUAAGAAAGUCAAGGCCUCCAAAUUAGAGGAUAUUCAUGCGAAGAUGGUGAUGAAGGAAGCUGCGCCACGAGCGUCGGCGGAAGCAUCGACCUCUGCCAAGAAGCCUCGCCCCAGUACAGGCGGCAAGAGCAAUGGCACACCAUCGAGCGUCGCAACGAAGACCAAUGGCAAAACGCAUCGAUAG
This is a messenger RNA of Suillus clintonianus, 4059 nucleotides long. Its product is annotated as SNF2 family N-terminal domain-containing protein. The transcript has 13 exons. Gene Ontology annotation, cellular component: nucleus; chromatin. Bases 1 to 4059 code for a protein of 1352 amino acids. NCBI's taxonomy places the organism in Eukaryota, Fungi, Basidiomycota, Agaricomycetes, Boletales, Suillaceae. Gene Ontology annotation, biological process: nucleosome organization; regulation of transcription by RNA polymerase II. Gene Ontology annotation, molecular function: DNA binding; ATP hydrolysis activity; ATP binding. The record is from RefSeq and is a predicted model, not a curated record.